GACCGUGUAUGACGGCUACACGUGCUUCAACACCUCAUCUGAACGUCCCUGCGCCGUCAACUACACAGUCACUGGCGCCUCCAGCUAUAGAUUGAGUGGCAAUUAUUCGACUAUACAUUAUUCCCAGAGAAACGCGACGUAUGUGUCGAGCCAGGAUCUUAGCGUCAUGGGUUCUCUCGUCUUCCAAACUUAUGCUGGUCGAGGGUGUUCUCCGUACGAGGUGGUGAACGCCACCAACGGAGGCUCUAUCCUCGAGCCGAGGAUACGGUGGGAUUGUGUUGUCGGUGGUGCUUGCUCUUAUCUGCCGUACGGGGUGCAGAGCUUUACCAUCGGCCCUGCCAGCAAAGCUUCUGGGGAGGCAGCGUGUGACCUUGCGAAGCGCUAUGGAAGCACCAGCGCAGCUUCACGCCCGAGUUCGCAGAGUAUGAUGACGGUGUUGGUUGUGCUCGUCGGAUGCGCUAUACUAUGAUGUUUUAUAUGAAUCU
Molecule: messenger RNA, 485 nt
Organism: Baudoinia panamericana UAMH 10762
Lineage: Eukaryota; Fungi; Ascomycota; Dothideomycetes; Mycosphaerellales; Teratosphaeriaceae
Exons: 1
Coding region: 167-469 (100 amino acids)
Source: RefSeq, a predicted model, not a curated record